Messenger RNA from Paralichthys olivaceus (Japanese flounder), 3261 nucleotides. Its product is annotated as major facilitator superfamily domain-containing protein 12. Gene Ontology annotation, molecular function: symporter activity. The record is from RefSeq and is a predicted model, not a curated record. Gene Ontology annotation, cellular component: plasma membrane. Lineage: Eukaryota; Metazoa; Chordata; Actinopteri; Pleuronectiformes; Paralichthyidae. Gene Ontology annotation, biological process: carbohydrate transport.
GAUAAGUUGUCAUUGGUCCGUGUCUCCGUGACCGUUGAUGCUUACAUCAGCACAGAUUCGCUCAGGGUUGUUGUUUACGUGUGUGUUCUUCUCAGAUGUACUCUGCGUGCUUUAAAAGUAGAUUAUUUUCCAACCCCCACUGGUUGUGUGUUAUGAUCGUACUGUGGGGGCGGUGUGAAGUCUCGUUAUGUGUCUCCGCGAUUCUCAGUGACUUUGAUAACGCUCUCCGUCAUCACCGGAUGACAGGACAUUCACAGUGAUACUUAGGUGAAAGGGACAUGUCUCUGUCCCCCCAAGGGACAACAUGACACACACCACAGUACGUCCUCGUUGUGCCGUGAAGAAGGGGAAGUGAAACCGGGUUUAUCGUCAUCAAGCUGUCUCCACCUUCUCCAUAAGAGCAAACCACCAGACAUUAGCUAUUUUUUUAGCUAAUGAAGAGUGUCCUGUGGUCUCAAGAUGCCGGACAAUGAGAGGUCCCUGUCUGCUCCCAGGAAGCUCAGUUAUGCGUUGGGACAUUUUCUGAACGACUUGUGUGCAUCUAUGUGGUUCACGUACUUGUUGGUCUUCUACCACUCUGUGCUGGGUUUCCGGAACACAAACGCGGGUGUGCUGCUGCUGGUGGGGCAGGUGGCUGAUGCUCUCUCUACACCUCUGAUUGGCUACGAGUCUGACAGAACCCCCGGCUGUGGAAACUAUGGCAGGAGGAAGACAUGGCACUUAGUUGGCACACUGAGUGUGGUGCUGUCUUUUGCCUUCAUCUUCAACCAGUGUCUGGGCUGCAACUCCCUUACCCCUCAGUGGGUCAGCUUGACCUACUUCAUCCCGUUCAUCAUCGUCUUUCAGUUUGGCUGGGCGGCCACGCAGAUCUCCCACCUCUCUCUCAUUCCAGAGCUGGUCACCUGUGAGCAUGCUAAAGUAGAGCUCACUGCAUACAGAUAUGCAUUCACAGUGAUUGCCAACAUCACAGUGUACGCUGUGGCCUACCUGCUGUUUCACAUGCAAGCCAGUGAGGACGGUGACACACUCAGCGAUGCACUUGGACCAGCAGACAUCCCCAUCUUCAGGAAUUUGGCUCUGAUUGUACUUGGUAUCGGUGCACUCUUCUCCAUCUUCUUCCACUUGGGAACCAAAGAGUCAAGGCAAGGGGAGGCUCGAGGAGAGGAUGUGAGGAAGAGAAUGGAGGAGGAAGAGGAGACAAGUGAGCUUCCUCACUCUAAGACCCCCUCAUCUCUGCUUCAGUGGAAGUGUUGGUUGCAGCAGCCUUCUUUCUACCAGGUGGCCUUACUCUACAUGUCCACCAGGUUGAUAGUUAAUCUGUCUCAGACCUACAUCUCAAUGUAUCUUAUUAAUACUCUAGGGCUGCAUAAGAAGUUCAUAGCGACGAUCCCAUUAGUCAUGUACAUGAGUGGCUUCCUGUCCUCCUUCGUUAUGAAGCCUCUGACUAAACUGAUUGGAAAAUGUCUCACCUAUUUUGUGGGCCUGCUGCUGAUCAUGGUCUUCUCCUACUGGGUGCUGCUGGAUGACAGGAUGGGUCAGCGGGUGUACGGGGCAGCUGUGCUGCUGGGCGCAGGCUCAGCCACCAUCCUGGUCAUAUCGCUUGCCAUGACUGCUGAGCUCAUUGCCGAUCAGACUCAAAGUGGAGCAUUCGUUUAUGGAGCCAUGAGUUUCACCGAUAAGUUGGCUAAUGGAGUGUCAGUGAUGAUCAUUCAGGCACUACACCCUUGCCACACUGUGGUGUGUUGUCAGGCCUGUGUCUGGUUCUAUCAUUACAUCAUGGUCAUUGUGACAGGAGGCGUGGCUGUCAUCGCAGCUUUGGCUCUCUGCUCCAUCCUCAUCUGGCCAAUAAGCAUCAGACCACGUGGUUUGCUUGUCAUCUCUGAUGAUGUCAUCUCUGAUGAUGCAGCCAGAAUCAACUAAUACCUCUGAAACUGACUCUCCAUCACAGUGCAACUGAAAGAUGCAAACUGAUUCAUGUUAGUUUGCCAGGUAAAUUCCUGAGUGGCUGCUUGUGGCGGCAGGGUGUGGUUGGGGUGCCAACUGCUGGACAGGGAGGAGAGGCUCAGCCGUUCAUGGGACAGCUGUGCGAUCUACAGCUCUACUCUACUUCAUAUCUUAGAUUUUAAGCUUAGGGGCUGAGCAAGAAAACAGGCAGAAUCUUCACCCUUUCAGCAACUGACCAUUCCCACAAUUUAUUAACUUUUCCCCAAAACUAUAUUGACCGAUCCCAGACGUUACUGAACAUAGAGACACAGUCGCAUUUAAAAGGAUAGUUCACCCAGAAAUGAAAAUUCAGCUCACCUCAGCUGGAUCAAUACACAUGACGAUGGGAACUGUGAUCCCGAUCGUUCAUCAGCAGAUAAGGAACAUCAGCCAAACAAAAGGGAACUCAUUAUGUGUGGACCAGUUCAAAUUAUUUCUACCUGCCAGCUUGUCAGUUAUGCUGAUGUGACAGAGAACGCUUAAUUGCGUUAAUAACAGGUUGUUGCACUACAUCUUCCCCCACAGAAGGAUACAUAGAUAAACCACUACAUUUACAGACCGUCAGUCUCAUGAAGAGCCACCGCUAACUCCACAGACUGGCAUGAUGAGAAAAAGAAGGAACGCACAGAUGACACUUAAAAAACAAAUGAACCUCAAACUUGGGUGACUUUGGGAGCAAACAUAGGCAGGGAAAUUUUGCUUUUUUUCUGCUGACUGAAAGACUCACUUCACUGGCUGUGGAGUCGCUAAGCUUCAUGUACUUGGUUUUUUGGACACAAGAAUCCCAGUAGAGAAUAAUUCACUAGAGCGCUGCAGUUUUUUAAAGAAAUGCUGACAUUCAUGUAAAGCCUGUUCUGCUGCAUGGUAGGAAUGAGGCAUGCUGGGAGAUCUUGUGAUUGUUUUGGGUAAUCUUAUUUUAGUUUUUUGUGUUUUACCUCUUUAUAAUCAGACCAAAUGGAAAAUGAAUACAAUUAUUUUUAUAAUCAAAAGACACAUGAAUAGCAGAAUGGCAUUUGAUAUAAGCAGACUUUAAAGGGAUCAAUAGUGUAAUAUGUGAAUUUAUAUAAUAUGUUAUUAUUAAUAAAAGGAAAUCAUGCAGGUAAAUAAUCAGAGUAGGUAUUGAUGUUUGACUGGGAGCUGUGUGAAAGCUCCCUUGAGAAGUCAUGUUCUGCCAAAACUUCUUUGACCAUUCAUUAUCUCAUUUACAAUGACUUUGUUUGCCUUUCUUGUGCUUUUGCUGCUCUGAUGAGACUUUCAUAAAGGGACAUUAAAUACGCA